Molecule: messenger RNA, 1253 nt
Organism: Pristis pectinata (smalltooth sawfish)
Lineage: Eukaryota; Metazoa; Chordata; Chondrichthyes; Rhinopristiformes; Pristidae
Gene: popdc2
Product: popeye domain containing 2
Exons: 4
Coding region: 29-1060 (343 amino acids)
Cellular component (GO): sarcolemma
Molecular function (GO): cAMP binding
Source: RefSeq, a predicted model, not a curated record
AUCUCCCAAAUUUGGCUUUUGAGGAAAAAUGUUGAGGGAAAACUCAAGUUUCCUCGAAACUAUUUUGUACGACGGCUUUGACUGCAAGGUUCUGAAGCAUGGGAGUGAGGGGGCAAUCUUUCACUUAGCCAAUGUCAUGUUCACACUGGGCUACAUGAGUGGCAGUGGCUUUUUCGGACUAGUUUAUAUCUUCAGCCUUUUAGGCAUUGGUUUUUUCAUCCAGUCUCUCUGGGGCUGGGUCGAUGCCUGCGGGGUGGAUAUCUUUAUGUGGAGUCUGUUACUUUUUACGCUGUGCUUGGUCCAACUCGCCCACGUUGGCUACCGGCUCCGCAAGGUAACUUUCGAGGAGGACUUCACUAAUCUUUAUAAAGCCAUGUUUCGGCCGCUGGAGGUGCCCCUGAACGUCUACAAGGAGAUCGUGAGAUGCUGCGAUGCCGAAGUAAUGAGCCUCGCCCGCGACCAGAACUACGCGGUGGAGGGGAAAACGGCGAUCGAUCGCUUGUCGCUGCUGCUCUCGGGCAGGGUUCGUGUUUCUCAUGAUCAGCAGUUUCUGCACUAUAUCUUUCCCUAUCAGUUCCUUGACUCACCAGAAUGGGAAUCUCUGCGGCCUAAUGAAGAGGGCAGUUUUCAAGUGACACUGACAGCAGAAACAGAUUGUUGCUAUGUGACAUGGAAGAGAAGAAAGUUAUAUCUACUCUUGGCUAAACACCACUAUAUUGCACGCCUAUUCACUGUUCUGCUAGGAAAUGACAUUGCAGAUAAACUUUACUCACUUAUUGACAAGCUCUACUGCAGGGGCGGGGUCCGUUAUGACAUCCGUCUACCAAGUCUUUAUCAUGUAUUAGCACCUUCUGUCGAAUCUGAGAAAGAGAAGAUUGCAGAAAGUCCCCAUCAUGUUCCUCAGAGCUCAGUUAAUCCUCAAGAAUCUCCCUGUAAAAAAACAUCUCCGGAUCACACCGACCUUAUUGGUGAGGAUUCAACCAGCCUAGUUCUGGAAGACUUUGCAGAUAUGACUGGAUCAUUUAUGGAAUAUACCAGUGAAAAAGAGUACAUGAAAUAAUGAUCCAGUAAAUAUGAUAAAACCUUGUGUCUGUCCAUUCAUGUGUACGAACAAUUCUUGGAGCAGUAUUCAUAAGAAAUAUGCUCCAUUGGCUCCUACUCAGACUCCAGAGCUCUGAACACUACCAAUGUGAUAAUGAACGUGGCAUGGGAAACAAUAAACAAAUACUACUCGAUGAAUAUCAAAAGACUGG